Aspergillus uvarum CBS 121591 is the source of this 642-nucleotide messenger RNA. RefSeq lists its product as uncharacterized. The transcript has 2 exons. The record is from RefSeq and is a predicted model, not a curated record. NCBI's taxonomy places the organism in Eukaryota, Fungi, Ascomycota, Eurotiomycetes, Eurotiales, Aspergillaceae. The coding region runs from base 1 to 642 and encodes 213 amino acids.
AUGGUUUCUGACCGAUACCCCGUCACGCCUCCGGCAGAAGGCACCUACGCCCGGAGCGCGCUUCGCAAUAACGCCAAGGGCACCGAUCUCGGCCGCGAGGCGCUGGAGCGCUUCAAAAUCCGCGAGAUCUGCGAGGGAUGGGCAGCUACCGGAAUGCUGCGGAGUGCGUUUCCCAUCUUAUGGCAGAACUACCUCGCCAUCUUCUUCGAUGCCGCCUACGUCGCCACCUCCUGGAAGCAGGGCACCAUUGACGAGUUCAUCGAGGCCUCCAAGGCCGGUUUCGCCGCGGGAUUGAGCUUCAUGGAUAUCCUGCACUGGACCUGCGGUUCGCCCGUCGAGGUCGAUCCGACGCUGACCCGCGCGGUGUGCAAGAUGAAGACCACCAUCACCUGCCGCUUUACGUUUAGUGGUGUGGAAAUGGACAACGAGGCCGACUGCCGGGUUUUCUUCCUGCUGAAGAAGCGCGCGGGUCGCUGGGGCGUCUGCUUCUACACUCUUCUCUUCGAUAAGGACAAGUUCGUCCCUGUCCACCCCGCUAAGCUAAGGCCUUCGAGAUUCCCGAGGAGGAGGUCGAGCGGUUCCCCUCGGGAUACCGGUAUCUCGCUUGGGCGGAGGAGAGAAUUGGGCAUCCUUCCAAGCUGA